AUGUCGGCCGUCACUCAACACAACCCCGAGACCCCCUCUAAGAAGGUCACUGCUGGCCUCGCUGGCAUCGACGUCAACGCCACUCCUUCCAAGAAGGCGGCUUCCAAGUUGGCCAACGACGACGACGACUUUUCCGAACCUGGUUUCCUCACCAAGGGCAAGCUCGCAGACACCACAAAGCCCAUCAAAGAGUCCACGCCUGCCACUGACGCUGCUGCCGACUCGGAAGACCAAGUGCAUGGCAAGUUUGUCGGCGACGUGGAUCUGCCCGAAGAGGAGGAGCCGCUGCUUGUCGAGACCAGCCGUCGUUUCGUCCUCUUCCCCAUCCGCUUCCACGAGAUUUGGCAAAUGUACAAGAAGGCCGAGGCUUCCUUCUGGACCGCAGAGGAGAUCGACCUUUCCAAGGACCUCCACGACUGGGACAACAAGCUGAACGACAAUGAGCGCCACUUUAUCUCGCAUGUGCUUGCGUUCUUCGCUGCGUCGGAUGGUAUCGUCAACGAGAACCUCGUUGAGCGUUUCAGUUCGGAAGUUCAGGCCGCCGAGGCUCGUUGCUUCUACGGUUUCCAGAUCAUGAUGGAGAACAUCCACUCGGAGACCUACUCGCUGCUCAUCGACACUUACAUCCGUGAGCCUGAGCAGCGUGAAUAUCUGUUUGACGCCGUCGAGACCAUCCCGGUCGUCAAGCAGAAGGCCGACUGGGCUCUUCGAUGGAUCAGCGACAAGCGUGCCACUUUCGCCGAGCGUCUGGUCGCGUUUGCCGCCGUCGAGGGCAUCUUUUUCUCGGGCUCAUUCGCCUCGAUCUUCUGGCUCAAGAAGCGCGGUCUCAUGCCCGGUCUCACGUUCUCCAACGAGCUCAUCUCGCGUGACGAGGGUCUUCACACGGACUUUGCCUGCCUUCUCUUCAGCCACCUCAGGAGGCGCGCGCACCCAGACACGGUGCUCAAGAUCAUCACUGAGGCUGUGGAAAUUGAGAAGGCGUUCCUGUGCGAAUCAAUCCCCGUCGCGCUCAUCGGUAUGAACAGCAAGCUCAUGUGCCAAUACAUUGAGUAUGUCGCCGAUCGCUUGCUGGUAUCGCUCGGAAACCCAGUGCACUACGGCUCCACAUGUCCGUUUGACUUUAUGACCAACAUUUCGUUGGAAGGCAAGACCAACUUCUUUGAGAAAAAGGUAGCAGAGUACGCAAAAGCUGGCGUUGCGCGCAAGGACGCCAACGACUCUGGCGAUGGCACCCAGAAGAGCACACACACUUUCUCGUUGGAGGAAGACUUCUAA
Mycosarcoma maydis (corn smut) is the source of this 1275-nucleotide messenger RNA. RefSeq names its product putative ribonucleotide-diphosphate reductase subunit RNR2. The record is from RefSeq and is a predicted model, not a curated record. Bases 1 to 1275 code for a protein of 424 amino acids. Gene Ontology annotation, biological process: deoxyribonucleotide biosynthetic process. The transcript has 2 exons. Lineage: Eukaryota; Fungi; Basidiomycota; Ustilaginomycetes; Ustilaginales. Gene Ontology annotation, molecular function: oxidoreductase activity.